GAUCUGUGCCAAAUUGUGUAUUGGGAUGAUCAUUCUGCACAACUAAUGCACAUGGAUGCUAAUGAUGACCUUGAAAUUAUAUUUCAAAAUCAUGUAACUGCAACUUCUUAAACUUAAUUAAGUAGGCUGAUGUUGUGAAGGUGAUAUUAAAAGUGCUAACAUUUGUUUAUUCACACAUUUGUAUAAGUGUGAUUGGAAAAUUUCAAAAUGACUAUGGGAUCUAAAAUAAAAGCCUCAGAGAGUUUUCGAGAAGCUUGUUCACCUUAUCUGUCAUCAUUAAAGAUACAUCAACUUCCAGAGAAACUGUUAAUGAAAGUAUUCUCUUACAUAAAACACCAAGAUUAUGGUAAACUAGCUAGAGUCUGCAAAAAAUGGAGAAUGAUAGUUUACAGCACGCAGUUAUGGAAAAAUGUAUCACUUCGGCCAGAGUAUGGUGGCCUUCAUGUGAACAACAUCGAAAUUUUAAUGCAGUUGAUUGGCAUUAGAUUUGGAAACACCAUGCAGACAAUUGAACUUCCCAGUGAACUUAUUACUGCUCCAGUACUACAUGAGCUUUCUAACAAGUGUCCAAUUUUAAAAAACAUGACGCUUGAUUUUUCAAAUGCUAUGCAACUACAUGAUUUCAAUGAUUUGAAUGCAUUUCCUUGCAAUCUGCGAACCAUGUGUAUUUGUCUAUCUGAAGUGAUAUUCUUAGAAGGUUUUAUGAGGAGGAUAUACAGCUGCCUUUCUUCUCUAGAGGUGUUGCAUCUCAUAGGCACUUUCGAAAUGUCAACUGAGGCUGAAGAGGAUAUCUAUGAAGUUGUUAAUAUUGGGAAGAUCAAAUCACACACACCAAAUUUAAAAGUUGUGAAUUUAUAUGGUAUUUCAUUUAUUGAUGACUCUCACAUUGAACUACUUACUUCCAACUGUAUCCAUCUAGAAACUUUAGCCAUGAAUUUCUGUCUGAGAGUCAAAGGUACAUCAUUUAAAACUCUUCUCCAAAGAUGUAAAAAGCUGAAAUCACUACUGCUGCAACACACAGGGGUUGAAGAUGAGCACAUGAAGAAUGCACCAUGGGAAUCAUCUGUUGUGACAGAACUUGAUUUGACAUCAACAGAACUUUCAAAGGAAUGCUUAGAAAAUAUUUUGCUUCGUAUUCCAAGCUUUACCUAUCUGGGACUUGGAUACUGUGAGUUCUUUACUGAUAGGAUAUUAGAGGCACUGGUACAAAGAGGGAAAUUAAAUCAGCUUAAGGCUAUUGAUUUAAGCUACACAAAUGCCUUGUCAGAAAACACCAUUUACAAACUUAUCCAGAAACAUGGGGGACAACUAACUGGAUUGAUGCUAAGUGGAAAACCAAAAUUAACAGAAAACUUUUGGUUGAAUGUCAUACCAUUGCUGAAAAAUAUACAAAUCUGUGUCCUUGGAACAGCUAAUGGUUGGUUUCUGAAGAUCCAAAGCCGUGUUCAUAUUGAUCAGAUCAUUGAAGCAUUUGCACAAAACUGCCCAAAAAUGUUGAGAUGUGAAAUUCAGUGGGACCCUGAUACAAUCAGAUUCAGUGAUAAGAGCAGUAAAUUUAUAGAUCACAUACGCUUGAGAUGUCCAUACAUGAAAUCGUUUACCCUGAGUGAUGGAGAGUAUUACGAGAUGGUCAAAUCAAACUUUGAAAGAGCAGAUAGACAAAAGGUUGUUCGAACCACUACAAACUAUUGUACCAGUAUUGUUAGCCUGCUGAAUCACUAUAGUGACCUUUUGUUUAACUGAUGAACCUUAUCAUAUAGCCUGCUGAAUCUCACAAUCAUACAAUGAGUGAUCCUAGUUCUAGUGGUCUGCUGAAUUCCUUAAUUUUCUGAUUAAUUGAAAGCAAACAUCUUUUUUUAAUCUUAAUAGUAAUUAAAAUGUUAUUAGCCAGUGACAUUCUGUUUUAAUAUUCAUUUUACAUGUAGUCCUCUGAACAGUAUGAUUAUCAUUGUCUCGACUGUACAGCGUGCUACUGUUUACUGACUGUUUAGAUCACUGUGACCUAAAUAUCAAUUUACAGAAAGUUUAAAUCAGAAACAAUUUUUACACAGUGUUAUUGUUUUAAAAAGAUGAAAUGUCCACAGGAAACAACUAACCUUUAAUACAUAAAUGACUCAUUUACAUAUUGGUAAAAUUGAUCACAUCAAGUAAUUUUUUGCAACAAAAAUGAUAUAAAUAAAAUGUUCAUGUUUUUGGUAUGCUACUGUGAAGACAGGUCAUCUUUAUACACUGUUGAAACAUUGCAGAUUUCAACCUGUCUACAGGGUAUGGCAUUGAAAGAUCACUAGCUUGUUCCAAAAAAAGAUGAUUUUAUUUUUGGCUAAAAUUCACAUUAAAUUAGCUUUUUGUGAUACAAAUAAAUAAACAAUAUUAGGUUAAUGUCAGAAAAUUAUAAACUUUUUUGUAUGAGGCUGAGAAACUGGGGAAGGGCGAGGUUUAACCAAAAAAGUUUAUCUUUUUCUGACAUUGACCUAAAUAUUGUUUUUAUACUGCAACUUAAAUUCAUACAUUGAUAGCUAUUUGAAUUGUAAUACAAAUUUCAAACUUAUUUUCAUCCCUAAAUGAACCCCUGAUUGUGGAAAAAAGUGAUCCAUGAUGAAAUCGACAUUGCACAAAUAUAGCUUUGUUACAAAUUUAGGAAAUAAACACAACUAGUUGCAGUAUAAAUACAUUUCACUGCAUAUGUAAUAUGCAUGCUUUUGGAAGGAUAAAAAUGUUAAGAUUUCAUUUCAAUGUUCCAUCUUUGAAUAAUUUAUGAAUCAAAACGUUUUGUAUUGAUAUAUUUGAAAACUUCAGCUAUGAGCUACCAGCAUAUUCUCUUUUAACCUCAUGGCCUUAUAAAAAAGAGUUAGUAUUACAAUGUAUGGGAGACUUACUUAAAGUGAUUUUUUUUAUUGAAAAAUUAUUGAUACAUGUAUUAUAGUUCUGUAGAAAUUUUGAUAGUUUUAUUGAUUUUCUAUGUUAUUUAUUAUAUGAGCAUCUUAUGUUGUUUCUUAGACAUUUUAUUAUUUAUUUACAAAUAUGAAUUAUGACAAUCCAAUGAAGGAAUGUUGAAAAUAAAAUUAGCAAAAUGUU
Molecule: messenger RNA, 3075 nt
Organism: Mytilus californianus (California mussel)
Lineage: Eukaryota; Metazoa; Mollusca; Bivalvia; Mytilida; Mytilidae
Product: F-box/LRR-repeat protein 2-like
Exons: 7
Coding region: 208-1743 (511 amino acids)
Biological process (GO): SCF-dependent proteasomal ubiquitin-dependent protein catabolic process; positive regulation of protein ubiquitination
Cellular component (GO): SCF ubiquitin ligase complex
Molecular function (GO): protein binding
Source: RefSeq, a predicted model, not a curated record